This is a messenger RNA of Puntigrus tetrazona (Sumatra barb), 1977 nucleotides long. Its product is annotated as G-protein coupled estrogen receptor 1-like. Gene Ontology annotation, molecular function: G protein-coupled receptor activity; nuclear estrogen receptor activity. The transcript is spliced from 2 exons. The record is from RefSeq and is a predicted model, not a curated record. NCBI's taxonomy places the organism in Eukaryota, Metazoa, Chordata, Actinopteri, Cypriniformes, Cyprinidae. The coding region runs from base 562 to 1680 and encodes 372 amino acids. Gene Ontology annotation, cellular component: membrane. Gene Ontology annotation, biological process: G protein-coupled receptor signaling pathway; cellular response to estradiol stimulus.
AAAAAAAAAACGAUCUUUUGCAACGUUAUAAAUGUCUUUGAUGUUAAUUUUGGAUUAAUUUAAUGCGCCCGUCUCAAACAAAAAAGUACUAAUUUCUUGAAAAAAAUGUAAAUUAAAAUUAAAACUUCCUUCUGAUCAUCACACACACAAAUACAAACAUUGUCCGUCAUUAUGAAACUCUGUAUCUUCCAUCAGAGUAAUUUUCCAGCCAGUAGAGGAGGUAAUGGAGCAUUUCACAAUCAUAUUGUUUGGGGUAAACAGAGGCAGCCAUUGUCUGUUUGACACAACCUGGAUCUCCUGUAUUUAUGUAUUUGUACAUGAGACAGCGAGUAUUUAGCAGAAGAGACUGCUUCUUCGGUAUAGCUAGACACAGAAGGAAACUGUUUUACAGCAAAUCAACGACUUUUACAUUUAUUUCUUAAUGACCUUUAAGGACCUAAAGGUGCAAACAAACAGAAGGACAACUUAAUACAUCAAGCAAGUACUCCCAAAAGACAACAAAAUGCAGAAAACCGCACAUGUCCGUGCGGCGUGACAGUGGAAGUCACAGAGGGGAAGGCCAUGGAAGAUUCCCGAGCGAAUUCCUCCGGCUUGCUCUGGUCCGUUCUAAACGCCAACGAAACGAGCUCCACCUCCUCGGACGCCUACGCCACAAGCCUCCUCCUCUCCUGCAUCUACACCAUCCUGCUCUUCCCGCUCGGCCUCACGGGUAACAUCCUGAUCCUGCUGGUGAACUUUGACCCCCGGCAGCGCAUGAGCACGCCGGACCUGUACUUCACCAAUCUGGCCCUGGCCGACCUCGUGUUGGUUCUGGACUCGCUGAUCGAAGUGUUCAACCUGAGCGAGCGCUAUUACGAUGACGCGGUCUUGUGCUCGUGCAUGGCCAUUUUCCUACAGGUCAACAUGUACAGCAGCGUGUUCUCCCUCACAUGGAUGAGUCUGGACCGCUGCCUGGCGCUGACCGGCCUACGGACGCGGGCGCUGCCUGAAAACGCCUCCAUCGCGCAACACCCGCGCGCCGCACGCAGGGUUUGCGCGACCAUAUGGGCGGCGGCCACCUUGUGCACUCUCAUCCCGUUCGCUGCUGCGCACGCGCAUCACGGGUGGGGGCGUGGCUUCUGUUUCGUGGGCGUGGCUGAGGUGCAAUGGCUGGAAGUGACGUUGGGAUUCGCUCUGCCGUUUUGCGUGAUGGGGGUCUGCUACGCUUUAAUCGCGCGCGUGCUUUUGCGCUCCGAACGGCCGCAGCGAACAAAAGCUCUGCGCAUGAUCGUGGCAGCCGUGGGCGUGUUUUUUGUGUGCUGGCUGCCAGAGAACGUCUUCGUCGGCGUGCAUCUUUUGAGCGGCGACGCGGACGCCUCGCGCAGACGUGGAAACCAUACUCUGUGGCAGCGCUACCCGCUCACGGGACACGUUGUGACAUUAGCGGCCUGCGCCAACAGCUGCCUGAACCCGCUGGUCUACAGCCUGCUGGGAAACACCUUUAGACGGAAACUGCAGGUGUUUGUCGCGCACCACGUGCCGAGCCUGAGCACGCAGAACUCGAGAGCAACACCUCGCUGUCCGUGUGUAAUAUGCACAAAUGAGCACCAUUCGUGCUCGCACGAGAAUAAGGAAGAGGAAGAACGCGACCUUCAAAGCGGCGAGGAGAGUCAACAGUGUGUGUGUGAAGGAGUGGGAUAAACAUAGCCCUGUUGUAAUGAACGCUGGAAAAUCUCUUCUUUUUUAAAGAAACGGACACUUUUAUUCAGUAAGGAUGCAUUGAAUUUAUCAAAAGUGACAGAAAAUGUAUUUAAAAUAAACUUUCCAGUCUGAAAAAAAAAAUGAUCAUGGGUUCCGCUAAAAUACUAUUUGAUAAUAAUCAUAUGUGUUUCUUGAGCAAAUCCGCAUAUUAGAAUUAAUUCAUCAUGUGACACUGAAGACUGGAGUAAUGAUGCUGAAAAUUCAGCUUUGCACCACAGAAGUAAGUUUUUAUUAGUG